Dreissena polymorpha is the source of this 1692-nucleotide messenger RNA. Its product is annotated as tubulin beta-4B chain-like. The transcript has 4 exons. Gene Ontology annotation, cellular component: microtubule; cytoplasm. Gene Ontology annotation, molecular function: GTPase activity; structural constituent of cytoskeleton; GTP binding. The coding region runs from base 113 to 1453 and encodes 446 amino acids. The record is from RefSeq and is a predicted model, not a curated record. Gene Ontology annotation, biological process: mitotic cell cycle; microtubule cytoskeleton organization. Lineage: Eukaryota; Metazoa; Mollusca; Bivalvia; Myida; Dreissenidae.
CAAACUGGUUGGUUGUAUCAAGAUCAGUUGUGGUUACUGAUACACAUACUUAACGGCGGUAUUUAAGUGCGGGAAGAACACAUCUAGGAGCGAAACCGUUCAGACAUAAAACAUGCGUGAAAUUGUCCAUCUUCAAGCGGGUCAGUGUGGAAACCAGAUUGGUGCUAAGUUCUGGGAGGUGAUCUCUGACGAGCAUGGUAUUGACCCCACAGGAACCUACCAUGGUGACUCGGACCUCCAGCUGGAGAGAAUCAAUGUCUACUACAAUGAGGCCACCGGUGGAAAGUAUGUUCCCCGUGCAGUGCUUGUUGAUCUUGAGCCUGGAACAAUGGACUCUGUCAGAUCCGGACCAUUCGGACAGGUCUUCAGGCCUGACAACUUUGUGUUCGGACAGAGUGGUGCAGGCAACAACUGGGCUAAGGGUCACUACACAGAGGGCGCUGAGCUCGUAGACUCUGUGCUAGAUGUUGUUCGCAAGGAGGCAGAGUCAUGCGACUGUCUACAGGGUUUCCAACUGACACACUCGCUGGGUGGUGGUACCGGAAGUGGCAUGGGGACGCUGUUGAUCAGCAAGAUCCGGGAGGAAUACCCCGACAGAAUCAUGCUCACAUUCUCUGUUGUUCCUUCUCCAAAGGUAUCAGACACAGUUGUUGAGCCUUACAACGCCACCCUCUCAGUUCACCAGCUAGUUGAGAAUACCGACGAGACCUACUGUAUCGACAACGAGGCUCUCUACGACAUCUGCUUCAGGACCCUGAAACUCACCACCCCCACAUACGGAGACUUGAACCAUCUGGUAUCCGCCACUAUGUCCGGUGUGACCACUUGUCUCCGAUUUCCGGGUCAAUUGAACGCUGAUCUCCGCAAACUCGCAGUGAACAUGGUGCCCUUCCCACGUCUGCAUUUCUUCAUGCCUGGGUUCGCUCCACUUACAUCCCGUGGUAGCCAGCAGUACAGGGCCCUCACUGUCCCUGAGCUCACACAGCAGAUGUUUGAUGCCAAGAACAUGAUGGCCGCCUGUGACCCACGUCAUGGUAGGUACUUGACGGUCGCUGCCAUCUUCCGAGGCCGCAUGUCCAUGAAGGAAGUUGAUGAGCAGUUGCUGAACGUACAGAACAAGAACAGCAGCUACUUCGUGGAAUGGAUUCCCAACAAUGUGAAGACCGCUGUCUGCGAUAUUCCUCCGCGUGGUCUCAAGAUGUCCGCCACUUUUAUUGGCAAUAGUACCGCCAUCCAGGAGCUAUUCAAGCGCAUCUCUGAGCAGUUCACCGCUAUGUUCCGUCGCAAGGCUUUCCUCCACUGGUACACCGGCGAGGGCAUGGAUGAGAUGGAAUUCACUGAGGCAGAGUCUAACAUGAACGACCUUGUUUCCGAGUAUCAGCAGUACCAGGACGCCACCGCGGAGGAGGAGGGAGAGUUGGAUGAGGAGGAGGGUGAAGCUGAGGGCAACUAGAACGGGGGACAUUGUUCAUCCAUCCCCAUAUAGACUCUUUAUUAAAACUAUUUAAUGCAACGUAAACACAUGCUGCACAUUGCUAGCACAUGAAUACGGGUAACAUUUUUGUAAAGUUGCCUGAAGUUGUGCAAUAUUACUUGCGAUCAUGUUCUGCUGAUACUGUCUCACUGUCAGCUCAUAAAUUGUCUUCAUGUUGUUGUUGAGUUACUACCUUUAAUAAAUUUGGUAAAAAAAUG